CGGUAUUGAAAGGAACGUCCAGAAAGACCUCUCCGUUCUGGAAGGUUGCGGAGAGCAGAGUUGAUGACUGUUUGAUUGAUUCUUUUAGUGAAGGAUUAUUCUCUUCUUGUGAUUUGGUAAGACUCUGGAAGUGCUGGGUCCAUGCCUGUAGGAGUUGUGAUGGAUCAGAGACCAGGGCUCCAUUCACACGAAGACGUGUACAUAACCGGAGAUGAUGGGAGUUGGCUCUGAGCGUGCAUGGCGCGCGCAUGCGCACAACGGAAGAAGUGGGCGGGACAGGACGUUUAGUUCAAAGGUUAGCCUCCAUCGAUCACUGAACCUUCUUCUCGGCCUAAUAUAUACCAGUAGCUGAAUGCUAAUCACUGAUGGAGGGAAGUGAUGUAGCAGAUAGCUGGGAAGAUGCCGACACGGAGGACUUAGAGAAACGUAUGGAAUUACGACAGAGACACUCUGAAUCAAGGUGUGUUAGUAGUGAUUCGUCGUCCCAGGCUGCCGGGAGUGUUAUUCAGCAGCCUCCACUACGGGUUUCAGAGUGGAAAGGGACACAGUAUGUUCCACCUGUGAAAAUUCUGAAGAGACCAGCGGGUGACACUACAUCUACUGAAAAAUCAUCAGUUGAAGCUGAGUAUAAAUCAUUAGCACAGAGGGAAGCAGAAUAUGCGACUGCAAGGGCAAGGAUUCUUGGCACUUCAUCAAAAGGAAAGUGAGUGGUGAAUCUUUAAGUUGCAUAGUACGAUUAUUCUCUUUCAUACAGUUCAUCGAAAAGAGAAACUAGAACAGUGGACAAUUAGUUUUGUGUUCCACCAGCAAUUAUUUGUUUGUUGUUUUUAAGUUAUGCCAAAGUACUAAACGCAGAUAAAAUGAAGAUUCAGUAUUCUAAACUUUAAACUUUGAUUUUGCCCAUUGGUUGCUUUUCUGCUGGUAGUUUUCUGUGAACUUGUGGGGUGGUGUUUCUUAAAUGUGGGUAGGUAGGCAUCAUUGCUGGCUCUAUUGGUAGAGGCUUCUCCCUGAAAUACAAACUCUUUCUUGACUUUCUGCCUGUACUUCUUUUUUCAGGAUCAUAAGUAAGAAGAUCAUUCAAGAGUAAACUUCCUGCAUCAGAGAGCCAAUGAAACUUUUGUUUGAGAUUGUUGUAAGGCUGCGUUUGAAGUAUAAUCUGCUUUGCCAUAGGAAGCAAUGAGUAUCCUGGCCAUAUUGAUUCAUUAGGUGUUCCCAACAGUUUAAUGAUUAGAUCUAUCAUCUGCUGCUCCGAUUUUCCAGGAAGUAAUGGCUUGUUGCUUAACAGCUCUCCAAAAAUACAACCAGCUGCCCACAUAUCAAGUGCUGAUGUGUAGGUUGAUAACCCAAACAACAACUCGGGUGCCCUAUACCAAAGAGAAACCACAGUAGGGGUAAGUUGCUUUGAUGGAUACCCGCUGCAUCGACCUAGUCCAAAGUCAGCAAUUUUAAGACAGCCUUUGUCAGUUAGAAGUAAGUUAGACACUUUGAGAUCACGAUGAAUGAUGUAAUUCUGAUGCAGAUACUCAAGUCCAUCUAAGAGCUGUAUCAUAAUGCAUUUUACUUGAGACUCUGUAAAUGGGACUUUCAUGUUGUCUAUUAGAGAUGCAAUGUCUUGCUCACAAUAUUGCAUCACCAAAAACAUAUUAUCCAGAUCUUUUCCUACCACAACAUCACGCAGUUCUACAAUGUUCCUAUGUUUGAGCUUCAUGAGGAGACCGAUCUCCCUUACACUACAUAUAGGUAGCCCUUCCUUCUCUCUGUCCAUUCGUAUCUUUUUCAGCGCCACUACUUCACCACUCCUCAGAUCCCUAGCACAAUAUACAAUCCCAUACGUGCCUUCACCAACACGGUUUAACUUUUCGUAAUCCGAAACACUUCUGCAGACCCCUAAUAUUUCGUACUGUGGUAUGCUUUGUUGUUCAAGAGCAACAGGACAGAGCACAACAUGCUUUGGCAGACUCUUGGCGGCCAUCGCAGACACUCCGUCUUCCCUGUUUUAUCUAGUCUCAACUCGAGGUCGUGAUGACGGCACUAUAUAGAACUUACGUUCCGGCGCGCCACACUUCGCGUUGCUCACAGCGCUGCUAUAGGAUUGGCUAUAGUCGCGGUUGGGGUGAAAGGUCAUAAGUGUCGUGCGCUAUU
Molecule: messenger RNA, 2142 nt
Organism: Geodia barretti
Lineage: Eukaryota; Metazoa; Porifera; Demospongiae; Tetractinellida; Geodiidae
Source: the annotation of a GenBank genome assembly